Molecule: messenger RNA, 1882 nt
Organism: Pongo pygmaeus (Bornean orangutan)
Lineage: Eukaryota; Metazoa; Chordata; Mammalia; Primates; Hominidae
Product: CMP-N-acetylneuraminate-beta-galactosamide-alpha-2,3-sialyltransferase 1-like
Exons: 5
Coding region: 591-1472 (293 amino acids)
Biological process (GO): sialylation
Cellular component (GO): membrane
Molecular function (GO): beta-galactoside (CMP) alpha-2,3-sialyltransferase activity
Source: RefSeq, a predicted model, not a curated record
AAUGCCAAGGUGAAGGAGGGGCCUUGGUGGAGUAGGUCACAAUGUGGCCUCUGUGAUGAGUGCCUAAUAUCACCGGGCUGGCACAGAAGACCCCAUUAGGAAUCAGUUUCCUCAGGGAGGCCACAGAACACAAAAAGUGUCUCUCUCCCUUUCUUUCUGCCUCUAGGCCAGGCUUUGGCAGUUCCAGUAGUGAUCAGUAGGCGGCCAGGGAGGCAGGAGCGAGGUUUUGGGAGGAGGUGUAGUGUCAAGGGUUGGGAGAGGGAUGGAAGCCAUUAGGAUGGGGGAUGCUGGGGACGUCUGUGGCCCCAGCCUCUUCUCCUUCCCGGUGCCAGGGGUCGGGGCCAAUCUACUGUCUGCCAGGGGCACCAUCAUCAGGGCCAGAGAUCAUGAUUCGAUACAGGAGUUUGGGCCUGGUGGCUGCCUAUGUCCUUUGAUUGUGGCUGAUUGCCUCCUUCCUACACCAACACUCCAGCCAGAAGGACCUCUGUAAUAUAGCCAAAAUACACCCGGGAAUCUGCCACUGUCCCAGCAACUUUUCCAGAAAAUGCAACUGCUCAUCUGAGGUCCAGACAUGCUCUGCCUGCCUCCACAUGCCUGGCGAGUCUGACUGGUUUGACAGACGCUUCGACAGCACCGUUGAACCCCUACAGAGGCCACAAGAUCCCAUGUCCAAUGAUGCUCUGAUAUUGUGGCUGGGACUCGAGAGGGUCAAGUCAGAGAAGGAGGUUGAGAAUAAGCAGCAGCAGCUGAUUAAAGCACCUCCCCUAUGCCCACUGGGCCAUGUGGUGUCCAACUGCUGGGUCUGUGCAGUGGUGGGAAACUCAAUGUCUCUACGGAGCUCUGGCCUUGGCUUCAGGAUUAAUCAACAUGAAGUGGUCCUCAGGAUGAACCAGGCCCCUGUCCGAGGCUUUGAGGCAGAUGUGGGGAACAGGACCACCAUGCGCAUUAUCUACCCUGGGAUUGCCAGCCCUUGGGACCCCAGUACCCAACUGCUGCUGCUUCCGUUGAAUUCAUCUGGUCUGGAGUGGUUCUUAAGUGUACUGCAUAAACAGACAAGCAUGUGGAAGCAAAAAAAACCCUGGGUGCUGGUGAUCAGCCUCUACUUCCUCAGGUAUAUCCAGAGAAGUUGGCUGGAGAACCACGGUCAGUAUCCGUCCUUGGAGUUUGUGGCUCUGUUGUAUGCCUUGCAUACCUGUGACCAGAUUCCCGCACUGGACUUCUUGGGGUUCUUCAGACAUACCAGCUGCCUCACGCCUUCUCACACCCUGCUCCCUCUGCCUGGAAUGCCCUUCCCUUGUCUCCCAGGGGAAUCCUCUCUUCUCUCAAUAUAUAAUGAAGAACAACUAGUUGGUGCUCUCUUUUCUGGGCUCUGGGGUCACUAUGAGUAUUUAGAGUCUGUCUUCCUUGAAGAAGGUGAACUCCAUUCUCCUCCCAGCUCCAAGAGGAGGCCUGGCACACUAGUGGUUGAGUGAGUGGUGCUGAAGGCAUGAUAGGUGUUCAUGGGGGCAGGGCAGGAUCUAGCCCGUUAGGCCACCACCAUCUUUUGUCUUAUCCCAUCUCUCAGGUAUCCUUGUUUGGUUUUGGGGCAGACAAUUGCAAAAGGUGGUCCCAUUACUGGGAUGACAAAUAUUGGUUUGAGAACACCAUGCAAAAUUUCCCAGCAGAAUACCAGAUCAUCUUGAAACUGCAGUGUGACAGGAAGAUUGCGGUCUACGGCUGAGAUGUUUCCAGUGGAGUCCCCAGGUAGCCAAGGGGACCUUGUGGUAUCAGAGAGGGACUGGGGCUUCAAGCAGACCCUGGAUGGAGAUCACUCUGCUACUGAAUAAAACCCUAGCUUAUUUCUCUCUCUGGAUUUCUGGUGGCAUUAAAGGGCUACAUUCUA